Acanthaster planci (crown-of-thorns starfish) is the source of this 4851-nucleotide messenger RNA. RefSeq lists its product as uncharacterized. The record is from RefSeq and is a predicted model, not a curated record. Lineage: Eukaryota; Metazoa; Echinodermata; Asteroidea; Valvatida; Acanthasteridae.
AAUACGCCGAUAACUUUGUUCUAGGGGCCUGAAUAUUUGUACUGGUAUCCUGCAUACAAAGGCCUACUUUGCACGAUUGCAUCAAUGGAGUACCAUGUCACUGAUAACUUGCAAUGAGGUGUGAGAAAGUCAUACUGUUUGUACACCUGCCAUAGUCGGGAAAUUGAAUGGCGUCAGGGAACCCAACUGUGUUUUCACGUAGCUGCAUGUAAAUCAAAGCCUGCUUGGUCCUUUGCAAUUAACGUGCGGUAGUAUAAUACAGGCCGAUCGAGCGUGGUUACCCUUCCGGCUAGUACCGCGGCUGCGAGGAUCUCACUCGCAGGGUACCGGUACAAUGCUCACCACUAAUCUCUUGCUGAGGAGUCUUGCGAAGAGCACUGAGAGCAGAAGGUGGCACAUGCGAACCCAACAAAUUCGUUAUCUCUUCCUGGCCUAUCAGAUUCGUGGCACUGCACUCUUCUUAAUCGCUUGGAUUGCGGAACUGUAUACAGCUGGAAGAAUUUGCUUUCGAGCCAACAACUCUCCGUUUUCAUCUCCCCAACAUUAAAUGAAAAAUUGAAGUAUAAGCUGCUCCAUUAUAUCACCCGUCGCUGCUUUAAUGCGUUACCCUGCAUACACUACAUCAUUGGCGAUAGUCUGCGCAGCUAGCGUCUUACUCCCAUGCAACACUCAACAGUCGUAUAAAUCACUGCAGCAGACGGUAGAAUGUGUCAUUAGCUCACGGUGGAUGAUGAGAGCAGAACCCGGUUAGAGAGGAAGGGAACGACAGUGGUAAUGAUGAUGACGAUGACGAUGCAUUGGUUCUUGUGGCUGUCUGUCAUUGGAAGCCAUCUGCGGCUUGCAUCCUCAGGUCAUUUGGCGUCCCCGCUAGCUGAGGUAAUGCCCUCUGCCAAUUUCACAGACUUUGUCGACGUCACGGCAACAUCAAAAUACAGGGCCAAAAGUAUUCUUUCACAGGCUAAUACAUCAAAUGAAACCUCUGUUCCCUCAACUUUGACGGAAACAAACGUCGAUUUGCUUAAUGAUACGAUUUCUGAAAAUACAACAGUUGGAAUCAGUACUGUGCAACGCACUGUCGCCUAUAUCGGUGAGCGAGAUGAAACUGUAGAUUAUAAAGAAAGUGGCACUUCAGAAAACCACCAAAGAAAUCCAGCAACGCCAUUUCAGUCACCUGCUUUUGAACCUUCAACGUCUUCUUUGCGUUUGCAAGACUCAGCAAAAUCAACGUCAACGGAAGCUUCACUUGUUACAGCAUCAUUUACCAAAACAUCAAUUGAUGAUACAUCGCAGAAACCAACGUCCCAACCAGAGAAAUUACACACACGUGUUGGCACCACAAGUAUUUUUGUUAACAAAAACCUUCAGGAUAUACUUACUCCAAAUUCUCAAUUUUCAAAGCAACGUUUAUACUCAAGUCAACAUACCACGACGGUCACCCUGAAUGUUGAUACCUCAUCUUCAUCUGUGCCUGAUACGACGCCACACCAUCUUGAAGGACUACGUGUAAGUGAAGCCUCGACAAAAACAUCGCUCACUACUUGGAAGGGUAAUCCUUCACCCAAAACUUCUAAAAAUUACGAAUUGGAAACUGCUCUGCCAGUGGCCAAGACGACAAGUUCUGAUUUCUUGACGAGUCUAGCAAAAGCCACAACAAGCACGUCACGCACACAGAAGGUAACGGAAGAGCUCACAACAGCAGAUGACCGUGAUAGUGGAGAUGAGGAAAGUACUCAUGAAGAGACAGCCUAUGAACUUUCAUUAAGAACAAGACGCGUCAUAAACCACGCUGCUUUGUGGAUCACCAUUGGUUUUGUUGUUGUCUUGGUAUCCUACAUCACAGUUCUUGUCAUCUACAACAGAAUGAGACCGGAUUGGCAGGAUUCUCCACAUCCAUAUUCGAGAUUUGAGAACGAACCUGAUGACUUCCAGGACUCGAACGAAAACGACAUGUAUUUUGAAAAUCAAGAUUAACGACGGCUAUGUUGAGAACGGAUCCUCGGGGCGAUCACCUGAAGCUUUUUCAUUUACUUUUUCAUAUACUACUGCUCGCAAGAAGCUAUGGAGAGCCUCAGCAGCAUGAGUGACAACUGCUAAAUUGUAAAUUAAAAAUCACUCCGACUGGCUGAAUGACUGGCAGGCGAGGAGUGGAAUUAAUCGCCAGUAGUUUAGUUUCCCUCUGGCUGCAAAUAGGAAGACGAUGAAGGUCAAUGAUCCGUUAAUAAUUCUAAAAGGUAUCAAUGUAUGUUUCAGUGAAUGCUGAGGUGUUAACUCGCAUGAGUCCUUUGUGAUCUGCUGUUAGGGUGGAAAAUUCAAAUUUAUGAAAAAUAUAUCAAACAUGGACAGAAAAAAUUGAUAGUGGUAAUGAUGACAUAACGGAAUGUCGUUUUCUGUAAAUCCAUGUUAAAUCUUACCUUAAAAAGUAAAGUACUUCACUUACUACAGAAUUGUGAACAUGUACACAUUCAAGUAAAAACAGAGGCAUUGCUACUGAACAGGACACCUAAAUAUUCAAAGUUCCUGUCAUGUACGGAAACUCUUUUUUUUUUAAACUUGCCUCUCCCUAAACUAAGACGUAUGGAUCUGUUAAUGGAGUGGUCUGAGCCCUGAAUUCAGACAGGGUCGUAUAACCCUGCUGCCACAUAUGCCGAAGGUACAGUACUUAGACCUAAUGCGUGGAAUGCGGACGCAUUGGCACAACGCAAUCAUUCUUCUAAAUCACGAGGUGCAUUUUCGUACCUGUCAUCGAUUUGUCCAUUACUCUGCUAUUUGCAACCUUUGACGACCACGGAGGUUGUUUUUUAAGAGCAAUCCUGAGAGUACUACUGUGCGGGAUUCUUGACAGAACGAUAAACCGGUUAUCUAUUGAUAUAUAGACUGAUGUUAUUUAUAUCAAACAUGCAUUCCCCUGCAUGUUAUUCGUUAAUAUAAAGCCAAUGGAGGUUUAGACAGCUUUUAUACUCCAUGAAGCAAACAUUUUACGUGUGCCUUUUUGUACAAAAUAGGGAUAAGCCUAACUGUUAUAGAUAAAUACUUUCAUAUUUUAUCGAAUUAUGCAUCAGAAGAGUAAUAUUUGGAUUUUGUAAAGAAGCAUCUCCUCCAUACGUUUCUAAGUUGUUUUGAAAGUUGUUUACUUAACUUUUGCCAGGAGUUUCAUUGUGUACAUGUAUUGGUAUUUUUUUCAGCUAGACAAAUUUGUUUACUGGCAGAAAUUAUCAAAUUUCCCCGCUCAUAACUCCACACAAGAUCUCCUAGGAAAAAAAUAAACCAUUGACGUUUAUUCAUAUGGAUUCGUACGCGCACGUUCAGUGAUGUCAAACUCGUGGGGAAAACAAUUGUCAUGGGAAAUACAUCAAGAUGACAAUGAAUCUGUAGGCUUCCUCAACGCUAUGGUCCAUUACACCUCUAAAGGUUUUAGGGAAAGUGAAGUACACAAACAACACUGUAGAGUUUCUAAUCUAAUAGAAAUGGCCUGAGAGACUGAAGCCGAAGUAUAAGAAGAUAAAGCGUUAAAUCAAAAAUUAGCGAUGAGAUAUUUUUUUAGAAUUCGACGUUGAUAAUGCGAGGUCGUUGGCCUGUGUGUAAACACUGCAAAUUCCUACUGAAAGACACAAACACCGUGGAUAUGGGAUUUUUUUCAUCUCCAAAUGCAAAAUUGUAUCCGUGUUGUACCAUGCAAUAUGAUAUGCUUUGUAGACGAUCGUUAGCAAGACACGUUGCUCUUUCUGUUAGUGUCAAGCAUUAGAAACACGCGAAGUUGCCACAAGGCAAAUUUAAUUCUUUUAAUUUUACAUGACGCAUUUAUAAAAAAAAAGAAUUGACAAAUAUCUUUUUUUCUAAUAUUAUGAUAAAUAAUAGUAUUAUAACUGAUUCGUUUUAUUCAGUUGCUCUCUUUUCCCCGACAAACAUCACGGAUCCAUUUCUGUAUACAUUUUAAUCGGCUUAAAUAUUGAGAUACAGCUCACAGUGCAUAACAACUUGGAAAGGAAACUUUUUUUUGUAACUUGAUUUGAUGCAGGAACAGCGAGAAAAUGUAUGUAGUUAAAGUUUCAUUGUACAUUAUACGUGUUUUCACGUUUGCUGUAAUUAUUACAUCAACUUUCCCUUUCAAACACGAAACCCCUCUUUUCUAGUUUGAUUUUAAUUUUAGAAAAAUGUUAGAUUGAGUGUCGGUCGGAUGAGAUUUUAACGUUUUAUCUUUGGAAAAAAUCAGUCUCCCCAUACAACGCACCACCGCAAAGAAUUGUCUUUUGUUAAUAACAGACAUUUCAUGCUAAAAACAAGCGGCCAAUUGAAAGCAUCAAACAAUUUGUCACUUUUAUAUGAAUCCUAAAUUUUUGUGCUUGCAAAUGCUCCAAGUCCACGUGGAGGGCAAGUAGCUGUGGGGGCGCAUUGCUUCACAACAAGAGGGGACAUGAUUUCCUUACGAGAAACAAUCGGCCGAUUCUGGCAAGUUCGUGACAUGCUCAUUACAACAACCAGCCGCCGGCUUACUAAGAAACAAACUCCUGUCCUUUGUGGGAUUCAGUGGGCAGAAAAAUGCCUCCUACAGGGCUGUUGCGGUCGGUGCCAUCUGCAAAAUCAAUAUGUCACUUUGGAAAAGAACUCGCUGGGGAAUAGUGAUUCGGUGUCAUUCCUUUUGCAGUUAUUUUGUCUGGAUCAAUAUCCAAUCGAAAGCCGUCUGGUGCAUUGAUUUUGAAAGUUUGGAUAAUAUCAAGUCCCGUAUUAAAGUGACUGUGCAACGGCCAUGUCAUGGUUUGAUCACUGCAGUGACAGUGACAACGAGAACAUGAAUGACAAAAAUGCUUUACUUGCCAACAUAUUCAAAUUUAUUAAUUUUAUCUUCAUGUUAUA